Molecule: messenger RNA, 939 nt
Organism: Phanerochaete carnosa HHB-10118-sp
Lineage: Eukaryota; Fungi; Basidiomycota; Agaricomycetes; Polyporales; Phanerochaetaceae
Exons: 7
Coding region: 1-939 (312 amino acids)
Biological process (GO): ubiquinone biosynthetic process
Cellular component (GO): membrane
Molecular function (GO): transferase activity, transferring alkyl or aryl (other than methyl) groups
Source: RefSeq, a predicted model, not a curated record
AUGGAACCCUCCGCCAAGCCACGGUCAUCCCAAGCUAUUGAGCGAGUGCACGGGCUCUACCAGCUUGCACGUUUGCACAAGUUCCCUCUAGGCAGUCUCAUCAUCUACUGGCCUUACGGCUGGGGCGUCGCGAUGGCCGCAUCCAAGGAACACGCACCUAUGCACACUAUUUUGAAGAGUGCGGCAAUCCUUCUUGUCGUCGCCACCCUCUACCACAGCGCCUUCUGCGUAUGGAACGACAUCUGUGACAGAGAUCUAGACGGCAAAGUAGAACGAACUCGCGGGAGACCUCUCGUCACCGGCCUCGUCCCGCUCACAGACGCUUUCGCGUUGUUCGCGGCUCUCUUGAUGUUAUCAUUUUUCACAUUUCUGGUACAGUGCACCAUCGGCUCAUAUCAUGAUAGGUUUGGUGUCAUGCUAACUUCCUUGCCAAUUAACCUGGUCUACCCUCUGACCAAACGAUGGACCUGGUGGCCUCAGCUCUGGCUUGGCAUAGCUUGCGGCUGGGGCUGCGCUGUCGGCUGGGCAUCGCUAGCGGGAGAUAGAUUUGAGCUGCAGCAGCUCCCUGCGUUACAAGCCCUAUGCGUCGCCGAUGUACUGUUUACGAUCUUUGCAGACACCAUCUACGCGGCUCAGGACAAGAGCGACGACGAGAAAGCCGGGAUCAAAUCUACCGCCAGGCUCUUUGGCUCUCACAUACGCGGUAUCCUCGCUCUUUUUGCGAUCGCCUUUGUCGGGUCCCUGGUUCUCGCCGGUCUUCUCAACGGCAACAAUCUUCCGUACUUCAUGAUUGGCUGCGCGGGCGUCGCUGCCCACAUCAUCUGGCAGUUCUAUGUAUGGCAGCCAGACGAUGAUGAAUGUAGCGCUGCCAUAUUUAAGAGCAACCAUGACAUGGGAUACAUCCUUUUCAUAGGUAUCAUUCUCGAUUCUCAGCUUUGA